Phyllostomus discolor (pale spear-nosed bat) is the source of this 4227-nucleotide messenger RNA. RefSeq names its product zinc finger protein 432-like. The record is from RefSeq and is a predicted model, not a curated record. Gene Ontology annotation, biological process: negative regulation of transcription by RNA polymerase II. Gene Ontology annotation, molecular function: DNA-binding transcription repressor activity, RNA polymerase II-specific. NCBI's taxonomy places the organism in Eukaryota, Metazoa, Chordata, Mammalia, Chiroptera, Phyllostomidae.
UGUACAACCGCCUACGCGAAAGCCUCUGUACGAACCGCGUGCAAAGAUGGCGGCCCCCAGGGUGCCGAGGGAACCCGGACGCGGGUAUAUUACCUCAUAAAAGAACGCAGAAACCUGUAUUCCAUUCUCCAUAGAAACGCGGCAACAACGCCGCGAAUCUUAGUCUGACGUUCUCCGGAGAGGAGACCAGAAGGGGAAAAAGUUAGGCAAGUAAGUUAGGCCCUGGAGAGGUGAUAUAGCUGCAGGUUCGGGAGGGUGAGGUCCGUGCGUGGGUAUGUCCGUCCGCCGUUAGUUAGGUGGCUGCCCAAAUGAGUUGGUGAAGGUAGCGCAGGGGCGGAGAACAUGGAGGAGUCUACUGGAUGUCUGUGAUCAGGGUGUCUUUGGGUUCAAUCAUAGGGGGCUCGGGUGGUCAAUGAUAAAAGCUCUGAACAGAUCAACUACAGAGAGUCUGGAGGUCAGAACUACAGAGAGUCACGGAUCACCCUGCCUGUGGGUGGGCUGGUGUUUGUGACCGCGGCGUCCCGGUCAGGACCUGGAAUAACUUGGAUCCAGUAAUCGAGGAACCAUUAAGUUUUGGCAAGAGAUAAGAAAAGAAUGAAGAGGGAAGAGGUUCCAGGACCUAUAUAUUGCCCCUUCUGGGAAAACUGUUGAAUGGAUAGUGAGAUUUCUAACUAGAAAUUAGGGCGUAUCAAAGAAGACAAAGAUAAGAGUAUGCCAGUUGCCGGCCAUUUCUUAAAACAGAAGAAAAUGAUCCAGGCUCAGGAGUCACUGACGCUGGAGGAUGUGGCUGUGGACUUCACUUGGGAGGAGUGGCAGCUCCUGGACCCUGACCAGAAAGGCCUGUACAAGGACGUGAUGUUGGAGAACUAUAGGAACCUGGUGUCACUGGGGUAUCAAGUCAGCAAACCAGAUGUUCUCUCCAAGUUGGAACUAGGGGAAGAACCAUGGACAACAGAGGAUGAACUCCACAGUCUGGUCUGUCCAGACACUGACAAAGUUGAUAGUUAUCUCCAGGAUCACUGGGAAAAUGAAAGAAUGCUGAAAGGUAUGGAACAAAACCACAAACACAAUACUUUUGAAAAUAAUGUUAUUCAAAGCAGAAGUCAGUUUCCUUUCAGGCAAAAUCAUGGUAUGUUUGAGUUUUACGUAAAAACUCUGAAUUCAAAUUUAAGUUUGGUCAAACAGAGUAAAAGCUGUGAAACUAAGGUCUCUACUAAACUGAAUGGAGAUGGAAAAUCAUUUCAGCAUGGCAAGCAUGAAGAUUUUCAUCUUAGAGUUAAAUUCCCUGUCAGUGUAAAAUUCAUCAGCAAUAAUUCCCAGGUCAUUAAACAUCAAAGAACUCAUGAAGUAGAGAAGGCUCACAUAUGCAGUGAAUGUGGGAAAGCCUUCAUUAAGAAGUCUCAGCUCACUGAUCAUGAGAGAGUUCACACAGGAGAGAAACCUUAUGGAUGCAGUCUUUGUGCGAAAGUAUUCUCCAGAAAGUCCAGGCUCAAUGAACAUCAGAGAAUUCACGAAAAAGAGAAAUCCUUUAUAUGCAGUGACUGUGGCAAAGUCUUUACCAUGAAGAGCCGUCUGAUUGAACACCAGCGAAUUCACACUGGAGAAAAACCCUAUGUGUGCAGUGAAUGUGGAAAAGGCUUCCCAGGGAAGCGUAAUCUCAUUGUACAUCAACGAAAUCAUACUGGAGAGAAAUGCCUUGUCUGUAGUGAAUGUGGGAAAGGCUUCACUGGGAAGAGCAUGCUCAUCAUACAUCAGCGAACUCAUACAGGAGAGAAACCCUACACUUGCAAUGAGUGUGGGAAAGCCUUCACCACGAAGCACUAUGUCCUCAUACAUCAACGAAAUCAUACAGGGGAGAAACCAUAUGUAUGCAAGGAGUGUGGUAAAGGCUUCACCAUGAAGAGCCGUCUGAUUGAACAUCAGCGAACGCACACUGGAGAGAAACCCUUUGUGUGCAGUGAAUGUGGAAAAGGCUUUCCCAGGAAGAGUAACCUCAUUGUGCAUCAGAGAAAUCAUACAGUAGAGAAAUCCUAUGUAUGUGGUGAAUGUGGGAAAGGCUUUACUGUGAAGAGCAUGCUUAUCAUACAUCAGCGAACACAUACUGGAGAGAAACCCUACACCUGCAGUGAGUGUGGGAAAGGCUUCCCCUUGAAGAGUCGGCUGGUUGUACAUCAGCGAACACAUACUGGAGAGAAGCCGUACAGAUGCAGUGAAUGUGGGAAAGGCUUCAUCGUGAAUAGUGGGCUGAUGUUACACCAGCGAACUCAUACUGGAGAGAAACCCUAUAUAUGCAAUAAAUGUGGAAAAGCUUUUGCCUUUAAAAGCAAUCUUGUGGUACAUCAGCGGUCUCAUACUGGAGAGAAACCCUUUUCUUGCAAUGAAUGUGGAAAAGGCUUCACCAUGAAACGCUAUCUCAUCGUACAUCAGCAAAUUCAUACAGGAGAGAAAUCCUAUGUAUGCAGUGAAUGUGGAAAAGGCUUUGGCAUGGAAACUGAGCUCAUUUUACAUCAGCAAACCCAUACUGGAGAGAAACCUUAUGCAUGCAAUGAAUGUGGGAAAGGGUUUGCUGUGAAAAGUCGUCUAGUCGUCCAUCAACGAACUCAUACAGGAGAAAAACCUUUUGUGUGCAGUGAAUGUGGAAAGGGCUUCUCUUCAAAGAGAAAUCUCCUUGUACAUCAGCAAACCCAUUCAGGAGAGAAAUACUAUGUAUGCAGUGACUGUGGGAAAGGCUUCACUGUGAAGCGCUACCUAAUUGCACAUCAGCGAACUCAUAGUGGAGAGAAACCUUAUGUGUGCAGUGAAUGUGGGAAAGGCUUCACCGUGAAGAGUAAUCUCAUUGUGCAUCAGCGUACUCAUACAGGGGAGAAACCCUAUAUAUGCAGUGAGUGUGGGAAGGGUUUCACCAUGAAACGCUAUCUUGUUGUACAUGAGCGAACUCACACUGGAGAGAAACCCUAUUUAUGUGAUGAAUGUGGAAAAUGCUUCGCUGUGAAGGGUAAUCUCAUCGUUCAUCAGCGAUCUCAUGCAGGGGAAAAAUCUUAUAUAUGUAGUGAGUGUGGAAAAGGCUUCACCGUGAAGCGCAAGCUCACUAUACAUCAGCGAAUUCAUACAGAAGGGAAAUCGUAUGUAUGUGAUGAAUGUGGAAAUGGUUUCACCACAAAGCACACUCUCAUUAUUCAUCAGCGAAGUCACACAGGAGAAAAACCUUAUGAGUGCAAGGAAUGUGGGAAAGCCUUUACCAGAAGGUCAGGGCUCAAUGUUCAUCAAAGAACUCAUACAGGAGAGAAACCCUAUGGAUGCAGCAUUUGUGAGAAAGCCUUCUCCCAAGUGUCAAACCUUCUUAAACAUAAGAAAAUGCACACAAGAGAAAUAGUAGAUUCGGUCAAGUUGGAAAUUCCUUUAAUGGAGAGUCACAGCUCAUUACUUACAAGUGAAUUCAUGCAGAAUAAAACCCCUAUUAAUGCAAUCUUUGUGGAAAUGCCUUCUGUGGCAACCAAGACCUCAUUAACAUCAGUGUUUCCAGCAGAUCAGAGUGCAAACACAGUACUGCCUGUUGUCUGAUGUAUGUCCUAAGGAAAUUAUGGAAUUUGCCCAUGAUAUAAACCUUGUGAAUAUACUGACUGUGGUAGUGUGUUUAGUGAUCCUUACAUAACAUCUUCUGUCAGUGAAAAUAUGGUGGAAACACUCUGAUACAUGCAAUGUGAAAAUGCCUUUCCACCUUCAUUAUAAUUCUCAGCAAAACUGUCUAGCUCCAAUAUAUGUCUGAAAAAUGGAUACUGAGAUGAAUUCUGUGAAUGCAGAGAUUAAAAAAGUCUUCAGUGGGACAAUAGACUUCAUUAACAGGGAUUGUCAUAGAUCAUCAGUGAGUUCAUUGUUCAUAGAAAUAUGAAAACACAAGCAAACAAACAAACAAAAACCCAAAGGAAUAGGGUAACCAUGCAAAAGCCUUUACCCAGCCAGAAGACCUUGAUUAGAGUCAGAGUUCACAUUGGAUAAAAACAUUAAGAGGACAAUAUAUAUUUUACAGGAUUUUAUGGAUAAAUUCUAUAUUAUUGUUAGGAAAUACAGAAGUUAAAACUUUAUGAAAAUGCUGAAUUUGGAGCACCUUUAUUCAAAUAUUGGAGAAGUCACGAAGGAAAGAAGUUCUGUGAGAAGUGAUACUGUUUGAGUGCUUUUUUAAAUAAGUCUAACUUUAUUUUACAUCAGAUAAUUCACCUGAUUUGCAUU